GAAACUGAAACCAUCUGAAACUAGGACACUGACGGCGAUCGCAGCGCCCCUCGACGCCAAGCAUUUGUUGUCAUGGACAACCAUCAUGGCGGACGUCACAAAGCUGCGGGUUCUUUGCCUACAUGGUUAUAGGCAAGAUGCUGCUGCAUUCAAGUCUAAAUUGGGAGGCUUUCGUAAAGCGACCAAGUCCUUGCUGGAUUUGGUGUUCAUCGACGCUCCCCACCUCAUUGAAAACGGAGUCUAUGGUGAAGCAGACACUGAAGGUGGCCGUGCCUGGUGGUUUUCAAGUGAAAAGACGUUCAGUUCCAAGGAGUACACAGACACGUGCCGUGGCUUUGAGGAAUCGGUCAAAGCCAUUGAGCAGGCAUUCAAGGAGCAGGGUCCCUUUGAUGGAAUUCUGGGCUUCAGCCAGGGGGCUGCCAUGACAGCCAUGAUUCUCUCACUGCAGAGCCUUAAGAGAGUGGAGUGCAGCUUUAAAUUUGGUGUCCUAGUAGCCGGGUUUCGUAGCCGCUCCAGCGCGCACGACUACCUCUUUGCACAAGAGGGCACGAUAGAUGUGCCUACACUGCACGUUGUGGGGGAAACAGACAACAUUAUACCCAAAGGUGAGUGGAACCAAGUUGUGUUUUGA
This is a messenger RNA of Dermacentor silvarum, 631 nucleotides long. Its product is annotated as esterase OVCA2-like. NCBI's taxonomy places the organism in Eukaryota, Metazoa, Arthropoda, Arachnida, Ixodida, Ixodidae. The record is from RefSeq and is a predicted model, not a curated record. The coding region runs from base 86 to 631 and encodes 181 amino acids. Gene Ontology annotation, biological process: response to retinoic acid. The transcript is spliced from 7 exons. Gene Ontology annotation, cellular component: cytoplasm; nucleus.